GGGGCGCAUCUUCUUAGGUAGCGAUAUGAAGCGUAACACCUGAACCUCUAGCGGUCUCUCACAGACCGUCAUGGCGGCCGGACGUGGGGAGUUUUUCCGGAGUUUAUUAGACGGUUUGGAGAGGACUCGAACCCCACAGGUUUCAGGUGGACAACAGCCGGGUCCGGGUAGAGGACGGCCGGGUCCGGGUAGAGGACGGCCGGGUCCGGGUAGAGGACGGAGGAAGUGGCCGCCGAGGGGACCGGUCAGCGGGAGUGACCGCAGCUGCCGAGAACCGAAAACAAAGGAUCAAGAAAAUAUUCCAAAAAAGAGUACGUCUCCAUCCCAGGAAAACACUGUAGAAAGGCUGCCGUCUGAGAUCCUGAUAAAGGUCCUGUCCUACCUGGACGCCUCCUCGCUGUUUUGCGUCAGCUACGUCAGCAAACUCUUCAACCAGCUCGCCAACGAUGACGUUGUGUGGCAUAAGAUCUACAUGUCGGAGUUUGGGAGUCAAACAUGGAAGCCGAAGGCGGCUGAUGAUGCUGCGGUUGACACGGUGGAGGUGGGACAUCGUUCGGCAGGGCACUGGAAGAGGAUGUACUUCAGGACCAUCGCAGGGCAGGAAGUGAACAAAUGGAGGAGAGAGCUGAGGGACAUCAGCCCGUACACGGGGCUGCCCAGGCAGACCGAGUGGGUCCUCAG
This is a messenger RNA of Labrus bergylta (ballan wrasse), 681 nucleotides long. Lineage: Eukaryota; Metazoa; Chordata; Actinopteri; Labriformes; Labridae. The record is from RefSeq and is a predicted model, not a curated record.